Molecule: messenger RNA, 786 nt
Organism: Andrographis paniculata
Lineage: Eukaryota; Viridiplantae; Streptophyta; Magnoliopsida; Lamiales; Acanthaceae
Exons: 2
Coding region: 1-786 (261 amino acids)
Source: RefSeq, a predicted model, not a curated record
AUGAAGCCGCAAGAAGUAAUAGAAGAUCAAAUUAAACUUCGUGUUUUUCCCUUCUCACUGAAAGAUACUGAAAAAGAUUGGCUAUUCAAUCUACCUGCCGGAAACGUCACUACAUGGACUGAUAUGAAGAAAAAAUUUCUCGAAAAGUACUUUCCCGUUUCACGAGCUGCGAUCAUGAGGAAAAAGAUAUGCCAAAUGACACAACAUACAUGGGAGUCUUUAUUUGAAUAUUGGGACCGUUUUAAUGCUUUACUUAUUCGAUGUCCCCAUCAUCAAAUCCCCGUGCAAUUACUGAUUCAAUAUUUCUAUGAAGGUUUGACUUCCAUUGAUAGAAGAAUCAUAGAUGCAGCAAGUGGAGGGGCCUUGAUGAACAAAACUCCUAGAGAUGUGUGGGACUUACUGAACAAUAUGACGAUGAACUCACAACAGUUCAGACCAAGAGAAGCAGUAGCAAUUAAAGAAGCAAGCGAUGAACAUCCUACUGCUAUUUGUCCUACUUUGAGUCAAAAAGUAGAUGUCAGUGUUGCAGGAUUCAUCCCAAGAGCAUACAACCAUUACUCGAAUACCUACAAUCCAGGAUGGAAUGAUCAGUCGAACUUAAAGUAUGGGAAUCGACAAACUAACUUUGAAGAUCAUUCGAGAGGAUUCUCAGCACCUAAUCACCCUCCACAACCCUCUCAAACGGUUCCGAGUAAUUCUUCAGAGGAUAUGAUGAAAACUAUGGCGUCUAAAAUGUUGCAAUUUCAACAAGAAACUCGGAAUAGCAUAAGGAACUUGGAAGAAUAA